AUGCCAAACAAAGCGACAGAGGAGUUUGAAAAUUUUAAGGCGACCUCAUCCACUACCGCUUCUACAAAAGAGUCUACCACAACAGAGGUUUCAACAGUUGAGACGAUUACCACAACAGAAACUUAUACAACAGGUACGUCGACUACCUCAACAGAAACGCCAACAACAGCUACGUCGACCACCUCAAUAGAAACUUCUACAACAGUUGCGUCGACUACCUCAACAGAAACUUCGACUACGUUUGCGACAGCCUCCGACAACGAAUAUUCGGAUACAUCCACAACAUUUGCUUAUGACGAUUCGAGUACUGUAACUGACACGGGAUCUGAGGUGAGCAUCGAUGUCAAGCGGGAUUCUUAA
Molecule: messenger RNA, 360 nt
Organism: Haemonchus placei
Lineage: Eukaryota; Metazoa; Nematoda; Chromadorea; Rhabditida; Trichostrongylidae
Source: the annotation of a GenBank genome assembly